Messenger RNA from Pestalotiopsis fici W106-1, 930 nucleotides. RefSeq lists its product as uncharacterized. The transcript is spliced from 3 exons. The coding region runs from base 1 to 930 and encodes 309 amino acids. Lineage: Eukaryota; Fungi; Ascomycota; Sordariomycetes; Amphisphaeriales; Sporocadaceae. The record is from RefSeq and is a predicted model, not a curated record.
AUGUCUUACACUCCCUACCAUCCCGUGGCCCAAGCAUCAGCUCAGGCAGCCCUGUCUGUAUACAAUGACCCAGAAUACGGCAAUAUAUUCGACAUCUUGUAUCACAUCAGCAUUGACGAGGAUACUGUCGAAAGCCUGCCACCGGCCAGUGAAGAUUGCAUCACGGGCGUCAUUGCCAAUGUCAUGCGAAAAGCGCCUGAAUACAAGGUGGAUUCAUAUGCCAUGGCACUGUGGGAAAUCAGACGCUGGCAAUACGACGAUUUCCUCUUGGCCGCGUUGGAAUUCAUCAUCCAUGACGGAGGGCGUAUGCACCGUCCAGGAACGCACGCAUGCCUCUUUGAACAAUUGGCGCUCGACCUUCAUCAUCUUUCCGCCCAAAUCACUCGGGCUUUCAAUACCGACUUGGAACGAAGCAUUCUAUGUCAGGAGGACGUCAUGCUCAUGAGCCAUUCAGAGCAAAUCGGUCACCGCCUCCACGGAAUGGCCUACAUGGCCGCACGACUGUACAUGUUGCAGCUUUACACCUCGCCUCUGGCGGCCAUAGUCAUUCUGAGAAUGGCUCUCGAGUCGGAAAGCGUCUUCUUGGAGGAAUCUCUCCUGGCCGCGGCCGUGGAGAUUCUGACAAGUUGCUCCAAGAAACUCCGCGACUGGAUCCAGAGUGACACAUACAGCUACAAUUCUCUAGACGAAAGACACCAAUAUUAUUAUCGCCAUGGUAGUCGGAGGGAAAUGCACAACGUUGUUGUCGAGUGGGACGGCGGCUUGCACGAAAGCCGUUGGGCUUUUUGGAGGGAGGCGAUUAAGCUGACUCUCCGUGGAAACCAGGGUGGGGUUCUCAACGAAAUGCAAGAGGCAGAGCAAUUUUAUCCAGUGGAUCACAGCCGAGUGCCUCUUCAUACCACGGUGUACAGACGUAGAGGUAAUCAUUGA